Molecule: messenger RNA, 1800 nt
Organism: Tetrapisispora phaffii CBS 4417
Lineage: Eukaryota; Fungi; Ascomycota; Saccharomycetes; Saccharomycetales; Saccharomycetaceae
Gene: LYP1
Product: lysine permease
Exons: 1
Coding region: 1-1800 (599 amino acids)
Biological process (GO): amino acid transmembrane transport
Cellular component (GO): membrane
Molecular function (GO): amino acid transmembrane transporter activity
Source: RefSeq, a predicted model, not a curated record
AUGAAUAGUCACUAUGCCUCCCAAUCGGAGGACAUCGAGCUGAUCGACAAUCCGGAAUACACAAGCAAUAAUCUCAGCACAACAGCAAGUAACACGAACAAAAAAUAUGACAGCGACACCGACAUGGAGCCCUCUCAACGGAAGAAGGCGGCCAUGGCAGGCAAACUUUUCUCUGACCAGCUCUCCUAUAACGUGAGUGUAGCUGACAACAGUUCUGCUGCAAAUGGCGAUCUAGACCUCUCCGACACAGAAGAGGCUGGUCACGUUCAAGACACAAGGGUCAAGCGUGCUUUGAAACAGAGACACAUCGGAAUGAUAGCCCUAGGUGGCACUAUCGGUACAGGUCUGUUUGUCGGUAUCUCUACCCCACUAGGAAACGCAGGUCCCGUCGGUGCUCUGAUCGCAUAUAUCUUCAUGGGUUCCAUUAUAUACUUCAUCACUCAAUCGCUGGGUGAAAUGGCAACUUUCAUCCCUGUCACUUCUUCCAUCACUGUCUUCUCGAAAAGAUUCUUGUCACCAGCAUUCGGUGUUACUAACGGUUACAUGUACUGGUUCAAUUGGGCCAUCACAUAUGCCGUAGAAAUCUCCGUUGUCGGUCAAGUCAUCCAGUACUGGACGGAUGCUGUACCUCUAGCUGCAUGGAUCGCAAUCUUCUGGGUCUUUGUCACCCUGCUGAACUUCUUCCCAGUUAAAGUCUACGGUGAAGUCGAGUUUUGGGUUGCCUCCAUCAAAGUUCUAGCCAUCAUUGGUUACUUAAUAUACGCCCUGGUUAUUGUCUGUGGUGGCUCCUCCCAAGGUCCAAUCGGUUUCCGUUAUUGGAGAAAUCCAGGUCCAUGGGGUCCAGGUAUCAUUUCGAAGGAUGUCAACGAGGGUAGAUUUCUAGGUUGGGUUUCUUCUUUGAUUAACGCUGCUUUCACUUACCAAGGCACCGAAUUGGUCGGUAUCACUGCCGGUGAAGCAGCUAAUCCAAGAAAGAGUGUUCCAAGAGCAAUCAACAAGGUUGUCUUCAGAAUCGCUUUAUUCUACAUCAUGUCUUUAUUUUUCAUUGGUCUAUUAGUUCCAUACAACGAUCACACUUUAUCAUCUGGUGAUUCGUACAUUGCAUCCUCUCCAUUCGUUAUCUCGAUUCAAAAUGCAGGUACCUACGCUUUGCCAGACAUUUUCAAUGCCGUUGUUAUGUUGACCAUCAUUUCCGCUGCAAACUCCAAUGUUUACGUCGGUUCUCGUGUCCUAUACGCACUAGCUCAAACCGGUAAUGCUCCAAAACAAUUUGCUUACGUUACCAAACAUGGUGUUCCUUGGUUGGGUGUUAUAGUAACUGCUUCCUUAGGUCUGUUAGCCUUCUUGGUUGUUAAUAACAACGCCAACACUGCGUUCAACUGGUUAAUCAACAUUUCUACUUUGGCUGGUCUAUGUGCCUGGUUCUUUAUUGCCUUAUCGCAUAUCAGAUUCAUGCAAGCUUUGAAGUACCGUGGUAUCUCAAGAGAUGACUUACCUUUCAAGGCCAAGCUAAUGCCAUGGGGUGCUUACUAUUCUGCUUUCUUUGUUUUUGUCAUUAUUUUCAUCCAAGGUUUCGAGGCGUUCACUCCAUGGGACACUACCACCUUCUUCACAUCUUACAUCUCACUAAUUCUACUGGUAGUAGUCUUCAUUGGAUGUCAAUUGUACUACAGAUGCAGGUUUUUGUUGAAGGUCGAAGACAUCGACAUCGACACAGACAGAAGAGAAAUCGAAGCCAUCAUCUGGGAAGAUGAUGAACCAAAGAACCUCUGGGAGAAAUUCUGGGCUUGGGUUGCAUAA